GUCUUAUUAGCUUUAAAAACCGCCGAGGCCGCCGGUUCCGGUUUUGUCCGGUUGGACCGCCGGUUCGGUCCGGUUUUUUAAACUAGGCAAUGUGGUCGAGCUCUCGCGGUUGCCAUGGCGGGCUGCGGCAGCUCUAAGCGCUUCCUCCCCUCCUCUGGUCUCCGGCAGCUCACGGUCGCCGACGGCGAGGAUGAGAUCGGCAAGCCCCACAAACUCCGCCUCUACUCCAUUGCCAGCCGCGACUUCGGCGACGCCAAGAUGGUCUGGCCGUGCGUCACGCGCCUGGUGUACACCAACGACGUUGGGGAGGUCAAUUUGAUUUUCCAAGUUAGACAAACUUUGCUCCAGAGCAAUCCAGCUUUUUAAUCUCUGCAACCGAUUGUUACACUGCUGUUUAGGAGGUGUUUGUUUCGUUCAGUGGUAACGUAAAUGUAAAUGGUAGCGUAAACGUAAACGGGAACUGAUUACAGACUGUAACAGCACUGGACUGGACAAACUCCAUUUCUACAGUGUAAAGAAAACAAGUACCUAAACAGUGUUUGGUUUGACACAGUAACAGACACCUUUC
Molecule: messenger RNA, 568 nt
Organism: Triticum aestivum (bread wheat)
Lineage: Eukaryota; Viridiplantae; Streptophyta; Magnoliopsida; Poales; Poaceae
Product: ferredoxin--NADP reductase, chloroplastic-like
Exons: 2
Coding region: 115-366 (83 amino acids)
Source: RefSeq, a predicted model, not a curated record